Messenger RNA from Daphnia magna, 793 nucleotides. RefSeq names its product steroid receptor RNA activator 1. The coding region runs from base 121 to 741 and encodes 206 amino acids. The transcript is spliced from 2 exons. Gene Ontology annotation, cellular component: nucleus. The record is from RefSeq and is a predicted model, not a curated record. Gene Ontology annotation, biological process: regulation of transcription by RNA polymerase II. NCBI's taxonomy places the organism in Eukaryota, Metazoa, Arthropoda, Branchiopoda, Diplostraca, Daphniidae.
CAGCAGACGAAAAACCAUUUGAAAAAAAAGUAACAGGGACGUCCUUCAGAUAGUCCAACUCGCAAUUGAAUUCCGCUAAAUCAUUCCAAUUGCAUUGCUGUCGUUCAACGGUUGAAAGCAAUGGCUUUUCGUCCAGGAAAUCAUGAUCGUGCAUGGAACGACCCUCCCAUAUUUUCCUACCAGCAAGGGGCUUUGUCUGGCGACACCAAACCGGAGGAAAACGUGACUAGCAGUUCAAGGAAGACACCUCUAAAUAAAAGGAUUGCCUUCCCUCUGAGUGGUGGCAUAUCAAAACCUACAAUGACAGUGACAUCACCACCUAUUGGUCUUCCUCCCCCAUGUAUAACCUUACCAAUAUCAGCAUCAGCAAACCUGCCUGAAGUAUCAAAUGACCAAUCAAGCAAGUCUACCUUAGAGACGAGAGAACAGCUAGAUUUGAGCUUACAGAAGAUCUCUAACAUUCUACAUGAUUGCUUGAAAAGUUAUAUUGAAGCAGAAAAGCAAGAAGAUUUCAACAAACGCUUGCAGCAUUUGUAUACCAGCUGGAAAGAUGGGAAACUGAAUGCAGAUAUCCGUCAACGUUUGACAAUAAUCAGUGAGUCAUUAGAAUUAAAAGAUUUUGUCAAAGCGGAAAAUGUUCGAGUGGCAUUGGCAGUUGACUAUACAGCUGAUUGUGCCAGCUGGAUCAUGGUUAUUAAAAACAUUAUUACUAAAAUGGAAACAAAGCUGAGUGGUUUAUAAAUUGUAUGGUGUUUGUAUUACAUCUAAAUACGAAAGGGCGAAAACAGAAAAA